This is a messenger RNA of Aureobasidium melanogenum CBS 110374, 558 nucleotides long. RefSeq names its product acyl-CoA N-acyltransferase. Gene Ontology annotation, molecular function: acyltransferase activity, transferring groups other than amino-acyl groups. Gene Ontology annotation, biological process: mitotic sister chromatid cohesion. Lineage: Eukaryota; Fungi; Ascomycota; Dothideomycetes; Dothideales; Saccotheciaceae. The record is from RefSeq and is a predicted model, not a curated record. Gene Ontology annotation, cellular component: NatA complex. The coding region runs from base 1 to 558 and encodes 185 amino acids. The transcript is spliced from 2 exons.
AUGCCUCUACAUCAUCUCAACAACAUAACCCUCGUCCCCUGCGACAAAUCCACAAUCCAAUCCUUCGAACGUCUAAACACUUUACUCCUACCAAUACCUUACCCCUCCACCUUCUACAAAGAAAUCCUCUCCGACCCUAUUGCCUCGGACUUGACUCUCCUAGCCAUUUGGCACGAUACUCCCUCUUCAUCCUCCACAACUCCCGGCAAAGUGAUCGGCGGCAUACGCUGUCGCAUCCUCCCUGACCCCUCCACUCAAGCAACUCCCAAAGAUAAAAUCCUCUAUAUUGGGACUUUAGGGGUGUUGAGUGCGUUUCGAGGGUACGGGGUUGCGAGUGCAUUGUUGGGGAUGUUGAUUGAGAAGGCGAUAAAUAAAUAUGGCGUCAAUGCUGUGGGUGCACAUGUUUGGGAAGCUAGUCCGGAGGCUAGGGAAUGGUAUGCAAAACGAGGAUUUAGAGAGACGCAUCUGGAACAGCACUACUAUCGUAGACUUACUCCGCAAGGGGCCUAUGUGUUGAGGAGGGAUAUUGGGCCGAGGGAUCUGCUGCAUACGCUAUGA